AUGAGUGGUGGAUGGAAUACCAUUGAAUCCGAUGCGGGUGUUUUUACCUCCCUCAUCGAGAACCUCGGCGUCAAAGACGUCCAAUUCGAAGAACUCCUCACCCUCGACCCAUCCGAGCUUCUCACCCUGCAUCCCGUCUACGGCGUGAUAUUCCUCUUCAAGUACCCGACCGAUCAACCAUAUGCGACACCCGAGGGACCCCGCGACGGCUCCUUCGAUCACGCCGCCUCCGAGAACAUCUUCUUCGCCGCACAGACGAUCCAGAAUGCCUGUGCUACACAGGCCCUCCUCAGCGUGCUGCUGAACAAGACGAACGAUGUCGAGGUAGGCGAGCAGUUGGGCGACUUUAGAGAAUUCACCAUGGUGCUGCCACCUGAGUUCCGCGGUGAGGCGCUUAGUAACUCUGACCUCAUCCGGGAGGUGCACAACAGCUUUGCUCGCAGCAGCCCCUUUGCCGACGAGACGGAUAAGACGGGCGCAGAGGCGGAGGAUGCCUUCCAUUUUAUCGCCUACACACCUAUCAAUGGCACACUCUAUGAGCUCGACGGCCUGCAACCCGCUCCCAUUUCUCACGGUGCCUGCAGCUCUGAGGAUUUUUCUACAAAGGUCGUGGACGUUCUCCAGCGCCGAAUCGCACGAUACGAUAGCACCGAGAUCCGAUUCAACCUCCUCGCCAUGUGCCGAGACCUGCGACAGCGAGCGCGAGACUUUGGCGACGAGGAGCUGUUGGCGCGGGAAGAACGCAAGCGACGAGACUGGAUGUUUGAGAAUGCUCUGCGACGACACAACUUUGUUGGUUUUGCGGGUGAGGUGAUGAAGGGCGUCGUGCGUAGCAAGAUUGCCGAGGGCGGUGAUGCCGCGUGUGACAAGUGGGUAAAGGAGGGCCUGGAGAGGAGGAAGAAUGCGGAGCAAGCUUACAGAGGCCGAGCAGGAGCUGGUGGCGGCGACGGAGAUGGUGAUGUUGAUAUGGGUGCUUGA
Fusarium pseudograminearum CS3096 is the source of this 978-nucleotide messenger RNA. RefSeq lists its product as uncharacterized. The record is from RefSeq and is a predicted model, not a curated record. The coding region runs from base 1 to 978 and encodes 325 amino acids. Gene Ontology annotation, molecular function: cysteine-type deubiquitinase activity. Lineage: Eukaryota; Fungi; Ascomycota; Sordariomycetes; Hypocreales; Nectriaceae. The transcript has 3 exons. Gene Ontology annotation, biological process: ubiquitin-dependent protein catabolic process; protein deubiquitination. Gene Ontology annotation, cellular component: cytoplasm.